AUGACAACCCCCUUCGACAAAACCCUCUCCCUAAUCGACGCCGCCCACGCCGCAGACCCCAAAACCAUCACCCCGCCAACCUCCUCCCCAGAAGUUGAACCCAUCCCAUACGAACUCCACUACGCCAACAAAAUGACAAAAUACCUCGCCCUCCGCUCCCCCUCCGCCUCUGAACCCCUCCGCCUCGCCGUCCGCGCCCAACACCUCCGCCGCUGGGAGGUCCCCCGCACAGACUUCCCCGCUACGAAAAUCGGGUACCACAGCUGGCGGAGCUACCUCGCGAAACGGCAGGCGGAGAUCGCGCGGGCGUUGUGCGUUGAGGGCGGGUAUGAUGAGGCGGUUGCGGGGAGGGUUGCGGCGCUGGUGCGGAAGGAGGGGCUGAAGGGUGGUGAGGACGAGGAGGUGCAGGUGUUGGAGGAUGUUGCUUGUCUUGUGUUUUUGGAGGAUCAGCUGGAGGAGUUUCAGGAGGGGUAUGAGGAGGAGAAGGUCAUUGGGAUUUUGCAGCGGACUUGGGUGAAGAUGAGUGAGAGGGGACGGGAGUUGGCGCUGGGGAUGGAGCUUGAGGGGAGGAGUCGGGAGUUGAUUCAGAAGGCUUUGGGGGGUUGA
Aspergillus mulundensis is the source of this 606-nucleotide messenger RNA. RefSeq names its product DUF4202 domain-containing protein. Lineage: Eukaryota; Fungi; Ascomycota; Eurotiomycetes; Eurotiales; Aspergillaceae. The record is from RefSeq and is a predicted model, not a curated record. Bases 1 to 606 code for a protein of 201 amino acids. The transcript has a single exon.